Messenger RNA from Silurus meridionalis, 2004 nucleotides. It is a transcript of the gene stambpb, whose product is annotated as STAM binding protein b. NCBI's taxonomy places the organism in Eukaryota, Metazoa, Chordata, Actinopteri, Siluriformes, Siluridae. Gene Ontology annotation, molecular function: K63-linked deubiquitinase activity; protein binding; metal-dependent deubiquitinase activity. The transcript is spliced from 11 exons. Gene Ontology annotation, cellular component: cleavage furrow; endosome. The coding region runs from base 195 to 1562 and encodes 455 amino acids. The record is from RefSeq and is a predicted model, not a curated record. Gene Ontology annotation, biological process: protein K63-linked deubiquitination.
ACUCCUGAAAUCGGCGAUCCAUUGAAAAUGUCUGUUUGUACUCGCCGUGCGCGCGCAUUGACUCUGGGUUACAUUUAACCCAAAUUCAUCUCAGGCACUUUGGAGCUAAUAAACAAAACGGGGAGUAAACUAGUGUGUGUUUAAUCAGCCGAGAGUUCAGGGUCUAUGUGACGGUGAGGCGCUGAGUGUCGGCCAUGUUGGAUCACGCUGACGUGAGUUUAAGCCCGGAGGAGCGAGUGCGUGCUCUCACUAAGAAGGGCAGCGCGGUGGAGGUGAACGAGGCGGUGCCUGUCCGCCGAUACUUUCGUUCGGGGAUGGAGAUGAUCCGCAUGGCGCACAUCUACGCCGAGGAGGCCAACCUGGAGCAUGCCUUCGUCCUCUACAACAAAUACAUCACACUCUUUAUUGAGAAACUCCCCAAACAUCCCGAGUAUAAGAUAUCCAACAUCCCGGAGAAGAAGGACACUCUGAAGAAACUGAAGGAGAUAGCAUUUCCUCAGGCUGAGGAACUGAAGAAAUGUCUGCUGAAGAGAUAUGAGAGAGAGUACGCAGAGUAUCUCAUUAAAAAGCGGGAGGAAGAGUCAGCAGUGCAGCGUGAGUUGGAGAGGCAGAAGGAGCUGGACCUGGAGAGGAGGCGUGUGGCGGAGCAGCAGAGGAGGCAGCAGGAGCAGCAGCAGUUCAGCGUGUUCGAGGAGAUGAUCCGGCGCCAGGAGCUGGAGCGAGAACGGCAGCGCGUCCUGAACGACUUCAGCGUUCCUGUCACUCCUCCCAAGCAGGCCCCCCUCAUCCCUGGUGUCCAGGGCCCACCCCCGCCUUACUCUUCAUCUCCUACACCACCCCUGAGCCCGGCAUACCCUUCCACCGAUCACAACGUGGCACCGCCACCGCCCACACCGAGUCCAGCUGUUCCUACAUUCGAUCGCUCACUCAAACCAGGCUCUCUGAGCAAAUCAGGCAGCACUCCUCUGUUAUUGUACAGUACGAGAGCGGCCUCUAGAGGCGAAUCACUAAUUCCACGUGCUGGUUCAGGUACGCCGGUGGACGGAUUGCGGCAGGUCGCCGUCCCCGCGGAGCUCUGCACAAAGUUCCUUCAGCUGGCCAACAGCAACACGAUGCGAUCUGUGGAGACGUGUGGGAUCCUCUGCGGGAAACUGAUGAGGAACGCGUUCACGGUGACCCACUUGAUCGUCCCGAAGCAGUGCGGCGGUCCUGAUUACUGCGACACGGAGAACGAGGAGGAGCUGUUUCUGGUGCAGGACCAGCACAACCUCAUCACACUCGGCUGGAUACAUACUCACCCGACCCAGACGGCCUUCCUCUCCAGCGUCGAUCUUCACACUCACUGCUCCUACCAGCUGAUGUUGCCCGAAGCCAUCGCCAUCGUCUGCUCACCCAAAUUCAAGGAGACCGGAUACUUCAGGCUAACUGACUACGGCAUGGAGGAGAUCUCCACCUGCACACAGAAAGGCUUUCACCCUCACCCCAAAGAGCCCCCUCUCUUCAAUAACGGCAGCCAUGUUGCGAUCACAGAAGGCGCGGUGACCAUGCUGGACCUGCGCUGAUCGGCUCCAAGCGCGCUGCUACGAAGAGCUUUCGCCCCCCUGGACCGCAGCUGUAAUCUUUUACCCUUAACACGCUACACAGACCAACGUCGGCUAGAAAUUAGACGAACGUUUACUGACCAAUCAGCAUUUAGAGGUGGCGGGAUUUCGUCAGAGCGGACGGCGGCGACCGUCUGCAUGAAGCACUUUCGGAAAAAACGAGCGUUCGAUGCACCCAAGAAUGACGCAUUUACCCCAUCGGCCUGGACCACGAGGACUUACGCAGACGUCAGGACUCGGGAUGGAGCAAGCAUUGAGCUUUUCAUUCAUCAAGUAAAUCGUGUUUGUGGUUCAGCAUCAUGUUGAAGAUGGUGGUGAUGUGUGUGUGUGUGUGUGUGUGUGUGUGAGACACUAAUUGAUUGAUGUAAAUAACAUUAAAUAGAACCCAGUGUUUUUAAACCUG